Daphnia carinata is the source of this 4272-nucleotide messenger RNA. RefSeq names its product pyruvate carboxylase, mitochondrial-like (gene PCB). Gene Ontology annotation, cellular component: cytoplasm. Bases 196 to 3783 code for a protein of 1195 amino acids. The record is from RefSeq and is a predicted model, not a curated record. Gene Ontology annotation, biological process: gluconeogenesis; pyruvate metabolic process. NCBI's taxonomy places the organism in Eukaryota, Metazoa, Arthropoda, Branchiopoda, Diplostraca, Daphniidae. The transcript has 8 exons. Gene Ontology annotation, molecular function: pyruvate carboxylase activity; ATP binding; metal ion binding.
GGAGAGUCAGACGAAUAUAAAGAAGGCAAAAGUCAUUUCGGUUCCAAGCUGAAAAUAAUCCUUGAAAGGCUAGCUACGCCUCUGAGCAAUUCGCGUUCAGAAAAAGAAUCUUCCGUACACGCGCAAGGAAUCCCUGAGGAACAAACGUGAUUUCCCUUAAUUGUUUACAUCUCAUCGGUAAGGUCUACUUUCAAUAUGUUGGGAGCUUGUGUAUCCAGAUGGGGCCUUACCGGCUUACCCCUGCGUCUUUUAAACAACAAAAAUUGUUGUCCCAGUACUCAACUGUAUUUAUCUCAAGCAAAUUAUUCUCCGAACAAAUGCAAAGAUGUAGAGUAUAAACCCAUCAGAUCAGUUCUGGUCGCAAAUAGAGGUGAAAUUGCUAUAAGAGUGUUUCGUGCCUGCAGCGAAUUGGGCAUACGCUCUGUAGCUAUCUAUUCAGAGCAAGACAAAAUGCAGGUGCACAGACAAAAGGCAGAUGAAUCUUACUUGGUUGGCAAAGGUUUGCCUCCUGUUGCCGCCUACUUCUCCAUUCCCGAGAUUAUCCGCGUCGCCAAGGAAAACCGCGUCGACGCCAUCCAUCCCGGUUACGGUUUCCUGUCUGAGCGGGCAGACUUUGCCCAAGCUUGUGUCGAUAGCGGCAUCCGUUUCAUCGGCCCGUCUCCCCGCGUCGUUCACCAGAUGGGCGACAAAGUAGCAGCUAGACAAGCUGCCAUCGAAGCCAACGUUCCUAUUGUCCCUGGAACACCUGGACCAGUGACAACGACUGAGGAAGCGGUUAACUUUUGCCGGGAGUACGGCCUUCCCGUUAUUUUCAAAGCUGCGUACGGGGGCGGUGGCCGCGGUAUGCGUGUCGUCCGAAAAAUGGAAGAGGUAGAGGAACUUUUCCGACGUGCAACCUCCGAAGCACUAGCAGCUUUUGGUAAUGGUGCCAUGUUCAUCGAAAAAUUUGUCGAGAGACCAAGGCACAUUGAAGUGCAAAUUCUUGGUGAUCGUGCCGGAAACGUUGUUCAUCUUUACGAACGCGAUUGCUCCGUCCAACGACGUCAUCAAAAGGUGGUAGAAAUCGCACCAGCACCCAAUCUAAACCAAGACGUUCGCGAUCGCAUGACCACCGACGCCGUAAGACUUUGCAAUCACGUUGGUUAUGAGAAUGCCGGCACCGUCGAAUUUCUGGUGGAUGAAGCAGGACGUCAUUAUUUUAUUGAAGUUAACGCCCGUUUGCAGGUAGAGCAUACGGUAACUGAAGAAGUGACGGGUAUUGACCUUGUCCAACAUCAAGUCAAAAUUGCCGAAGGCUUAACUCUUCCAGAAUUAGGAUUGGACCAGAGUAAAAUCAAGAUCCAAGGCAGCGCUAUUCAAUGUCGUAUGACGACGGAAGACCCGGCCAAGAAUUUCCAGCCGGACACUGGACGCAUCGAAGUGUUCCGAAGCGGUGAAGGCAUGGGCAUCCGCUUGGACAGCGCCUCGGCUUUUGCCGGGGCCAUCAUCUCACCCUAUUAUGAUUCGUUGCUCGUCAAAGUCAUUGCUCAUGCUGGAAAUUUACCUGCGUCAGCCGCCAAAAUGGUCCGUGCGUUAAGAGAGUUCCGCGUCCGCGGCGUCAAGACCAACAUCCCGUUCCUUCUCAACGUCCUGGAGAACCAGAAAUUCCUGACGGGCACUUUAGACACCUACUUUAUCGACGAGCAUCCGGAACUGUUCCAGUUUGUCGCCUCGCAGAACCGGGCCCAGAAAUUGCUCAACUACGUUGGUGACGUCCUCGUCAACGGCCCGCUCACCCCGCUGGGCACGGAUCUCAAACCGGCCGAUGUAGUCCCGCUAGUGCCGCCAGUUGAUUCAUCCAAAAGACUCACCGGAUUCCGUGACAUUAUUACCGAACAAGGUCCAGAAGCAUUCGCAAAGGCCGUCCGCAACCACAAGGGCUUAUUGCUGAUGGACACAACGUUUCGCGAUGCCCAUCAGUCGCUUCUUGCCACUCGAGUUCGCACACACGAUCUCCUUAAAAUUUCGCCGUAUGUAGCGCAAAAUUUCUCAUCGCUUUACAGUCUGGAGAAUUGGGGUGGCGCCACGUUUGAUGUAGCCAUGCGAUUCCUUCACGAAUGUCCAUGGGAACGGUUGGAGGAAAUGAGGCGUCUCAUGCCAAAUAUUCCAUUCCAAAUGCUAUUGCGUGGAGCCAAUGCCGUCGGGUAUACUAGUUACCCAGAUAACGUGGUUUAUAAAUUCUGCGAACUAGCCGUUCAGACAGGAAUGGAUAUUUUCCGCGUUUUUGAUUCUCUUAAUUACUUGCCUAAUAUGAUGUUGGGCAUUGAUGCUGUUGGCAAGGCCGGUGGUGUUGUUGAAGCGGCAAUUUCUUAUUCCGGUGAUAUCUCCGAUCCGUCUCGAACCAAGUAUACCCUACCCUAUUACCUGGAUCUUGCCGACGAGCUGGUCAAGGCUGGAACGCACGUUUUGAGCAUCAAGGAUAUGGCCGGCCUGUUGAAACCGAGAGCGGCCUCGAUUCUCAUCGACGGCAUCCGCCAGCGCCAUCCAGACGUGCCCAUUCACGUCCACACUCACGACACGUCCGGCGCUGGAGUCGCUUCCAUGUUGGCGGCCGCUCAGGCCGGCGCUGAUGUUGUCGACGUUGCCGUCGAUUCCAUGUCGGGUAUGACGUCCCAGCCGUCUAUGGGCGCCAUUGUGGCCAGUCUUCAAGGCUCUGAGCUGGACACGGGCAUCUCUCUCGAGUCCGUCAGCGACUAUUCGGCCUAUUGGGAGCAGGCGCGGACAUUGUACGCUCCGUUCGAGUGUUGCGUCACGAUGAAAUCUGGCAAUGCCGACGUCUACCUCAACGAGAUUCCAGGCGGCCAGUACACGAACCUCCAGUUCCAGGCGUAUUCCCUCGGACUGGGCAACCAGUUUGAGGCCGUCAAGAAAGCUUACAGGGAGGCUAACCUCCUUUUGGGAGACAUAAUCAAAGUGACGCCGUCUAGCAAGACGGUCGGCGAUCUUGCCCAGUUUAUGGUGCAGAACAAGUUGUCUGGACAGGACGUUUUGGACCGGGCCGAAGAGCUGAGCUUCCCCAAAUCAGUCGUCGAGUUCAUGCAGGGCUAUCUGGGCAUUCCGCAUGGAGGUUUCCCGGAACCAUUUCGCACUCGAGUUCUUAAGGGAAUGAAGAAAGUAGAGGGUCGCCCUGGAGCCACAAUGGCUCCUUUAGAUCUCGACAAGCUCAAGGCUGACUUGAUCGAAGUUCAUGGCAACCAGAUUCGUGAUGUUGACGUCAUGUCAGCUGCAAUGUAUCCUUCGGUUUGUAAAGACUACCUUGAGUUCCGCUCAAAAUAUGGUCCAGUGGACAAGUUCGCCACCCGUAUCUUCUUAACCGGUCCUAAAGUAGGCGAAGAAUUUGAAGUAACAAUCGAGAAGGGCAAAACGUUACACAUCAAGACUCUAGCAAUGGCCGAAGACCUUACUAGGACUGGCGAUCGUGAAGUUUUCUUUGAGCUCAACGGUCAGUUGAGGUCCGUCUUCAUCCGCGAUAACACUGCUGCCAAAGAGUUGCAUAUCCAUCCAAAAGCGGAAAAGGGCGUUAAAGGCUCGGUUGGAGCCCCUAUGCCUGGCACUGUGAUCGAUCUCAGAGUGAAAGUGGGUGAUAAAGUAGAAAAGGGACAGCCAUUGGUCGUUCUUUCAGCCAUGAAAAUGGAAAUGGUCGUCCAAUCCCCUUGCACAGGAACCGUGAAAUCGGUGGCCAUCACCAAAGAUAUGAAACUUGAAGGUGACGACUUGCUCUUGAGCAUCGAAGAAUCCAAGUGAAAAUGAAAAACCACUUUCACUCCGUCGAAACCAAAUAUUGCCACGUUGUUUUCUUCAGUAGUCAUCAAUGACGUAGCCUUUCAGUGUUGUUUUUUUUUGGAAGGUGAAGGGCAUCGAGUGGCUCAUAAUCAUUUUAUUGGGGCAGUUGUGUGUUGUGUUUUUCCUUCAUUGUCUUUGUUGAAAAAUUAUUUGAAUUGCUUGUUCUCUCUAUCAAGCCGUUCGGCCCGUGGACGCUGCAUUGUCUUCCUAAAACUCUGAUUCAUUUCACUUUAAAGUUAGCUUAGCCAUUACUUUUUGCUUUGCGUUAACUACGUGUUGAUUUGGCUAUCUCGUUCGGAAAUAGCCCUUGUCAUUUUGCUACCUAGCAUGUCAAUUGUGUUGGGAUAUGAUUCCAUUAUCGAUUUUCUUGAUUUGGCUUUGCAAAUGACAUGUCUAUUGUCUUGUUAUUCGAAAUAUAAUAGAUAAGUUGUGUUCAGUGCUUGAAACCAC